This is a messenger RNA of Porites lobata, 12414 nucleotides long. The record is from the annotation of a GenBank genome assembly. Lineage: Eukaryota; Metazoa; Cnidaria; Anthozoa; Scleractinia; Poritidae.
AUGUUUUUAAAGGCAUUUCGAGUUAAAUCCAAUACUGCAAUUCGAGGUUCCGAUCGGUAAGUUACAGUUCCAUAAAAUUUAUCAAAAAUCCUUUCUUUCACUUGGUUUUGUGGUUUUGAUAACAGAUUACAUUAAGCUUAACUGUGUAUACAUUUUUUAUUGUCAGACGGAAACUGAGAUCAGAUGUUAGUAAUAACUUCCCCAGUUUGUCACAAGAUGAAAUAUCGGAACUAAUACCAAACAAAGAGGAGAUUUCAGUGAUGCGUUUAAUGACUCACUCUGGACAGAAUAUCACAGUAUUUUGUCUUAGUGGAGAGCCAAUAUUCUUUGAAGUGGAGAAGAGAGUGAUCCCCACAGGUAACACUAAUCCCAGGGAGGUACUUCCCACAAUAGUCUAAAGUGAGGCUCCAUCCAAUAGGGGUACUUCUGUGUUUGAGCUUUCGGUAAAAUGGGACAUUCCAUUUUCUUAUCUGCCCGCCCCCACUAUGGAAGCCAUGCCGUAAAAUUCCAAAAAUAAGCCCAUCCAUGCAUAAGCCCCUCCAAAUACAAGUCCCCCAAACCAGUAACGCAAAAAACCCUCCAUUCAAUCACCCCUCCAAAAUUAUAUAAGCCCCCCAGGAGCUUGUACUUGGAAAAGUGCCCUCAAAUACAAAGUAAAACCAAGCAAAAACGGUAAAUUUACUUCCAACCAUAAGACUAGCCCAAUCGAUUUUGAAAUGCAAAUUUCCCUCCAUAGAUAAGCUCCUCGAAAAAUAAGCCCCUCAAGAAUGGUCUUUGAAAAAUAUAAGCCCUGGGCUUCUUUUCAGAAUUUUACAGUAAUUUAAAAGUAUUCAGAAGGAUCCAGUCAGAAUCUGAUAUUUUAAUUACAACUGUCGGAAUUGCUGCUUGCUUGGAUUACUACAAGGCCCGUGGGAAUUGGGAGAUAAGGGACCUGUAGGAAUCACAAUUUACGUGAUAAGGGCCUAUCAGAAUCCUGCCCUUCAUACUUUGUGGUGAGAAAAGGACCUGUAGGAAUCGCCAUUUAAGGGAUAAGGGCCUGUCAUAAUCAUUCUUUCCAUAGGGUUGGGGGGGGGGGUAAAAAUAGAAUGUCCCAAUAAAAGGGUAGUGAUUUUACCAGCUGAAGUUUGUGAAAGGGUAGGAAAAUCUCUCAUUUGUUUAAACCUUUAAGCCCCGAUGUCCACAGACCUAUUUUAUUCUUCUUAAGGAGUGAUAAGAAUCAAUAAAGUGGUGACCAAUGAAAAAAAUUCUUUGAUCUUUUCAGGGCUCGAAAUAACGGCCGGUCAACGGACAAUGUCCGGACUGAUUGAGGAGUUGACCAGUCAACUUUUCGUCUUGCCGGUCAUGUUGACCGGUCACAAUGGAUCAUAUUGAAAAUGAAAUCAGUUGUUUCAAUUGUUAUCAGUAUAUAGCGAGUCGCUGUGCAUUGCGAAACGUUGAUCUGAAAUCCUGGGUGAAAUACAACUACAACCAUUGUUUAUGAGUUAAGCAACAACUUAAGGGCGUCUGAUCGGUCGCGGAGAAAAAAGUCAAGUUUCGCGGGAUUUUUAGAGAGAUUCGCAGAAAAAUCGGCUGAUAUCGCGGGAAUUUCGCGGAAAUUUUCGCGACUAACUUCGCCGAAAAACAAUAGAUAAAAACGGCCGAUUUCGUGGGAAUUUCCUGGACAAAUUUCGCUACAAAUCGAUUGAUUUUGUGCUGAUUAGACGAGCAUGUUUAAAGUUUUUAACAGAGAUAAUCACUUGCUAUUUUAACAACAAAGCGCCGAGAAAUGAGCCAAUGUCAAAGCUUUUUAAAACAUCAUAACUAGUGCCCAGUUGUCCCCAACAUAACUUAUGCCUGGUAGUUUUGGAAUGUUGUUCGCUCGUUGUGGGGAUGAAGUUGACGGCAAUCAACAGCCCCAAUAGCCGAGAUAAGUUUCAAAUAUGUUGUAUCGACAUGUAUUAGAUAAGAUUUCUAACAAAUUUUGCGGCCCCUCUACCCCGCGAAAUAUCUGAACCCACAGCUGUUUUUUAGCCCUUGUUUUAAGAUUUAUUUAUCUCAUAAAUUUGACCGGCCAGAAACGAUAAGUGACCGAGUUAAAAUGAAUUUGGCCGGUCAUCGUGUCUGAAGGUUCUCCAGAAAUUAUUUCGAGCCUUGCUUUUGGUAAAUUCUCUCAAAUAAUUCCUCAAGGAAAUGUAUCAAAGCAUUUUCCUUUUGGUAAUUAUUUUAUUAAUUCUUAUAACCUUCCCCUUGAUUGUCUGUUGAUAUGGUUAGGAGAAAAUUGAUGUUGGUCACUAUUGGGGCAUUAUUAAAGGCUUCAUGCAAUUGUUCCCUUUUAGAAAAGGGAUGCAGUGUUUAAAGGAGGUAUGGGGUAGGGGUACCUUUUUUCAAGGAAGAAGGCAUAUGGAUACCGUAAAAUUCCGAAAAUAAACCCCGGGGCUUAUAUUUUUCAAAGGGCCCUUUUGAGAGGCUGAUUUUCGUAGGGGCUUAUGUAUGGACGGAAAUUUGCGCUUCCAAAUCGAUUGGCCUAACUUAUAGUUGGAAGGAAAUUUACCAUUUUUGCUUCGUUUUACGUUGUAUUUGAGGGCAAUUUCCAAGUACAAGUCCCCGGGGGCCUUAUAUUCAGAGGGGCGAUUUCACAGAAGGCUUUUUGUGUUAUGACUUUGCGGGGCUUAUAUUUGGAGGGGCUGAUACAUGGAGGGUCUUAUUUUCGGAAUUUUACAGUGUAUGAAAAGGGAACUUGUUAAAAAUGGUGAAAGGGAGAAGGGUCACUUAGACCUCAAGGCACAGCUUCCACCCUAACCUCCUUCCCCCCACCACUACCACUUCCCCAGACUAUGACUGUAUUACAUAAAGUAGGUUUUUAGCAAGUGAAUUUUGUGGAGUUUAUGAUUGUACACUGGAUUUAUUGCCUCAAAAGUUUUUCACCUUUUUUUUCUUGGGUUCUAAUCCUGGUAACCUAAGCUAAAAUUUAUUAUAGUAGUUAAACCACUGAGAAAAGAAUUUCACUAUUAGCAUAUAAAAGUAGGCGGCUUGUUAUCUGAAUGCCAUAAGCAAUUUCAGGUUUUCACUCUCUCUAUUUUAGCCUGUUUUUUAGCCCUGUGCUGGCACUUAAGGAGAACCCUGUGCAACAUCAGUAACAACUGACUCCAAGAAAAAGAACUGUUAAUUAAACAUUUUUUAAUGCUCACACUCUACAGACUACUGGAAUUCACACAGAGCUUUGCCUUGUACAAAAUAUUAAUCAGGACAAUAGCAAAAUAUGAUAAAUGAAAUGAUAUGUGUGGAGAGAAGAACAUAGAAAAAAAUUCUGAGUUGCAGAUGAGAGUUAAACCCACGACCAAUUCCAUGCAAGUAGUGAGUAGGUCAGUUGUGGGCUGACAUAACUACUGCAUUGCGCAGUCACAUUAUGUGAAGUAAACACACAAUAUUUACUGCAUCUCGCAGUCACGUAAAUACUCUAUGAGCAAUGAAUAAUAAAUGAAGUGAUAUGUUUGGAGAGAAACAAAAUACUGUGCAAUACCUCUCUGUAAAAUGACAUCGCUGUAGAAAGUCAUGGACAAUUAAUAUGCUUUAUAUCCUGUAUGAAAGAGAUGAAGGGAAGGGCUGUGCUGAGAAUGGUCUCCCCUCGCCCUCCUUAUACACCCACCAUGUGGGGUAAUGGUACUAGAAACACCAGUACCAAAGAAGUAUUUUGAUGAUCCACAUUCUCUCAGUGAUCAAUUUUUUUUUUUCAUUCUCUAGUUUAUACGCUCUGGAAGUUCCCUGACUUGCUGCUCAGCUUCACAACAUGGCCACCAGUUUUGGAAAAACUUAAAGGAGGGGCAGGUGUGUGUAUUGUUGGGUUAUCUGAUUUAAGAUUUUACCUUUAUGCUGCCUUUUAUCCUUAGGAAUGAGAGCAGGUUUAAGCUGUUCUCUGAUCAGGUCGUACAGGUCAUGGAAAACCUGGAAAAACAUGAAAUUUAAGCAUUUCCUUUUCCAGACCUGGAAAGUCAUGGAAUGUAAUAGUCAAUCCUUGACGUCAUAAAAAAUUAAAGUUUUGUUUGGUAGAUUAGUUACUGCAGAUGACGAGGCAAGGAUAAUUUAAGAUAAAGAGGAGUACAUCACAACUGCCACCCAUUUGGGGGGACACCAGCGUUUGUGUCUGUUGACUGUUUCAGGUCCAAAAAUACCCUAAAACUAGGAAAGUUUUUAAAAUUUUGGAAAGUGACAGCUAACAUAAGGUCUUGAAAAACUUCAAAAGGUCAUGGAAAAAGUCAUUGAAAGUCAUGGAAUUUGAAGAGCUCAAAAAAGUAUGAACCCUGUCUGAUUAAUCACCUCUUUCAAACAAUAGGACCAUUUGCCGACUAUUAACAUAUUAAUCUUAACUGAAACUCUCUUUUUUAGACUUGAUGCUUCCUGGUGUUGUGGUACCAACUGAAGGGGUGUCAGCUUUGGGGUGCUUUGAAAAGGGUGCAAUCUGCUGUGUGUGCCUCAAUGGAAACAGGUAGGGCUGUCUUUCUGUAAAGUGCAUCUUCAGUACUGCCUCUAUUAAAGUGUGAUUGCGGUUUUGUUUAUUUCUUAUUUUAUGUUGAGGAUAUGAUCAGAAAUUUGGCAGCAUUAAUUGUCAGAGUGCAGGUUGGGUUGUUAUGAUUUCUGUGUUCCAUAUAGCCUUUCUUCUAAACAAUAUGCAUGCUGCAUAAAGUUAAAUGUCGUUUCCAUAUAAUACAUUUACAUUGCAAAAAAAAAUUAAUAAAAAAUGCAUUGACCAAAUUUUUUAAUGUGUCACAUUUUUAAAAGUAUAUAAAGAAUUUCAACCUAUGUUUCCAGCAACAGUGAUAAACAACCUAAGUUGAUCAAAUAAGCACAGGUGCUAUUAGUAUUACUACAAGAAUUAAUAAAUCACUGUUCCACUAUUACUGUUCUACCAUGACUGUUCCACCAUUACUGUUCCACCAUGACUGUUCCACUAUUACUGUUCCACCAUGACUGUUCCACUAUUACUGUUCCACCAUGACUGUUCCACCAUUACUGUUCCACCAUGACUGUUCCACUAUUACUGUUCCACCAUGACUGUUCCACCAUGACUGUUCCACCAUGACUGUUCCACUAUUACUGUUCCACCAUGACUGUUCCACCAUGACUGUUCCACCAUGACUGUUCCACUAUUACUGUUCCACCAUGACUGUUCCACUAUUACUGUUCCACCAUGACUGUUCCACCAUGACUGUUCCACUAUUACUGUUCCACCAUGACUGUUCCACCAUGACUGUUCCACCAUAACUGUUCCACUAUUACUGUUCCACCAUGACUGUUCCACCAUGACUGUUCCAUUAUUACUGUUCCACCAUGACUGUUCCACCAUAACUGUUCCACUAUUACUGUUCCACCAUGACUGUUCCACCAUAACUGUUCCACUAUUACUGUUCCACCAUGACUGUUCCACCAUAACUGUUCCACUAUAACUGUUCCACCAUGACUGUUCCACUAUUACUGUUCCACCAUGACUGUUCCACUAUUACUGUUCCACCAUGACUGUUCCACCAUGACUGUUCCACCAUGACUGUUCCACCAUUACUGUUCCACCAUGACUAUUCCACUAUUACUGUUCCACCAUGACUGUUCCACUAUUACUGUUCCACCAUGACUGUUCCACUAUUACUGUUCCACCAUUACUGUUCCACCAUGAUCGUUCCACUAUUACUCUUCCACCAUAACUGUUCCACCAUUACUGUUCCACUAUUACUGUUCCACUAUCACUGUUCCACCAUGACAGUUCCACUAUUACUUUUUAACCAUGACUGUUCCACCAUGACUGUUCCCCCAUAACUGUUCCCCCAUGACUGUUCCACCAUAACUGUUCCACCAUAACUGUUCCACCAUGACUGUUCCACUAUUACUGUUCCACCAUAACUGUUCCAGCAUUACUGUUGCACUAUUACUGUUCCACCAUAACUGUUCCACCAUGACUGUUCCACUAUUACUGUUCCGACAUGACUGUUCCACUAUUACUGUUCCACCAUGACUGUUCCACCUGACUGUUCCACUAUUACUGUUCCACCAUGACUGUUCCACCAUGACAGUUUCACCAUGACUGUUUCACCAUAACUUUUCCGGUAGUUUCGAAAACGAAGCACUCGAAAACGAAGACCGAAGCACGAAGCACCCAAAACUCGAAAACGAAGCACCCAAAUCUCGAAAACGAAGCACCCUAUCUCGAAAACGAAGCACCCUAUCUCGAAAACGAAGCACCCAAAAACUCGAAACGGGUCUGUCCUUUAUAAACACUAGUCCAAUGCUAAUACAGCAGGAAUCAAGCACGAUAACGAGUUCUCCUGUUCCCCACCAUAGAGCCUGGUCCCAGGCUGUUAUCCUAGAACAAAUUCUGCCUUGAUCUGAUCUGAUCUGAACACGCAGUGUCAUAGAUAUCCAAUAUGUUAGACUGCAAAACAAUCGGUUUUUUUCUCAAAAUCAGUAAAGAAGUUGGUAAACGUGGCGAAGAAAAUGUCUGCGCGAGCCUCACACUCCGUUUUCAGCCUCGUUUCAGACCUUUUUGUGUUACUGCUCACGCGUGCACUUGAAUAUGCCAAAAUCUGCUGACGGACAGUUUUGAAGUCUACAUAAACAUGUAUGUGUACCGAAAAAAUGCAUAUUAAGGUAAGAUGUAUCAAGUAUAGCGAGACUAAUAUUAAAAUUAAUACAGGAUAUCCUAUCUAGAAACGUUCAGUGAAACAGUUUGGUUAUAAAACCUUGGGAUGGAUUUUGUGGACCUUUGAUCAUGAAGGUGCGGACGCAUCCGCUGCCUCCACCUGAUUCGGAUUGCGUCAUGUAAGACGUAAAGUUGCACUUAUUAAACCUACAGUGGUUUCGAGUUUUCGUUUUCGAGAUUUAGGGGUCUUCGUUUUCGAGUUUUGAGUGCUUCGUUUUCGAGAUUUUGGGGUCUUCGUUUUCGAGAUAGGGUGCUUCGUUUUCGAGUUUUGGGUGCUUCGUUUUCGAGAUUUGGGUGCUUCGUUUUCGAGUUUUGGGUGCUUCGUGCUUCGGUCUUCGUUUUCGAGUGCUUCGUUUUCGAAACUACCUAACUUUUCCCCUAUGACCGAUCCACUAUUACUGUUCCACCAUGACUGUUCCACCAUGACUGUUCCACCACUACUUUUCCACCAUGACUGUUCCACCAUAACUGUUCCACCAUAACUGUUCCACCAUGACUGUUCCACUAUUACGGUUCCACCAUAACUGUUCCACCAUUACUGUUGCAUAUUAUUGUUCCACGAUGUUCCACUAUUACUGUUCCACCAUGACUGUUCCACUAUUACUGUUCCACCAUAACUGUUCCACCAUGACUGUUAAACUAUUACUGUUCCACCAUCACUGUUCCACCAUGACUGUUCCACCGUAACUGUUCCACCAUGACUGUUCCACCAUGACAGUUCCACUAUUACUGUUUAACCAUGACUGUUCCACUAUUACUGUUCCCUCAUAACUGUUCCCCCAUGACUGUUCCACCACAACUGGUCCAUAAUGACUUUUCCACCAUGACUUUUCCACUAAAACUAUUCCACCAUGACUGUUCCACCAUAACUGUUCCACCAUGACUAUUCCACUAUUUUUACUGUUCCACCAUGACUGUUCCACCAUGACUGUUUCACCAUGACUGUUCCACCAUGACUGUUUCAUUAUUACUGUUCCACCCAGACUGUUCCACCAUAACUGUUUCACCAUGACUGUUCCACUAUUACUGUUCCACCAUGACUGUUCCACUAUUACUGCCCCACCAUGACUGUUCCACUAUUACUGUUCCACCAUGACUGUUCCACCAUUACUGUUCCACCAUGAUCGUUCCACUAUUACUCUUCCACCAUAACUGUUCCACCAUUACUGUUCCACUAUUACUGUUCCACCAUCACUGUUCCACCAUGACUGUUCCACCAUAACUGUUACACCAUAACUGUUCCACCAUGACUGUUCCACCAUGAGAGUUCCAUAAUGACUGUUCCGCCAUGACUGUUCCACUAUUACUGUUCCACCAUCAGUGUUCCACUAUGACUGUUCCACCAUGACUGUUCCACUAUUACUGUUCCACCAUGACUUUUCCACUAUUACUGUUCCACUAUUACUGUUCCACCAUAACUGUUCCACCAUGACUGUUAAACUAUUACUGUUCCACCAUCACUGUUCCACUAUUACUGUUCCACUAUUACUGUUCCACCAUAACUGUUCCACGAUGACUGUUAAACUAUUACUGUUCCACCAUCACUGUUCCACCAUGACUGUUCCACCGUAACUGUUCCACCAUCAGUGUUCCACCAUGACUAUUCCACUAUUACUGUUCCACCAUGACUGUUCCACCAUGACUGUUCCAUUAUUACUGUUCCACUCAGACUGUUCCGCCAUAACUGUUCCACCAUGACUGUUCCACCAUGACUGUUCCACUAUUACUGUUCCACCAUGACUUUUCCACUAUUACUGUUCCACUAUUACUGUUCCACCAUAACUGUUCCACCAUGACUGUUAAACUAUUACUGUUCCACCAUCACUGUUCCACUAUUACUGUUCCACUAUUACUGUUCCACCAUAACUGUUCCACCAUGACUGUUAAACUAUUACUGUUCCACCAUCACUGUUCCACCAUGACUGUUCCACCGUAACUGUUCCACCAUGACUGUUCCACCAUGACAGUUCCACUAUUACUGUUUAACCAUGACUGUUCCACUAUUACUGUUCCCUCAUAACUGUUCCCCCAUGACUGUUCCACCACAACUGGUCCAUAAUGACUUUUCCACCAUGACUUUUCCACUAAAACUAUUCCACCAUGACUGUUCCACCAUAACUGUUCCACCAUGACUAUUCCACUAUUACUGUUCCACCAUGACUGUUCCACCAUGACUGUUUCACCAUGACUGUUCCACCAUGACUGUUUCAUUAUUACUGUUCCACCCAGACUGUUCCACCAUAACUGUUUCACCAUGACUGUUCCACUAUUACUGUUCCACCAUGACUGUUCCACUAUUACUGCCCCACCAUGACUGUUCCACUAUUACUGUUCCACCAUGACUGUUCCACCAUUACUGUUCCACGAUGACUGUUAAACUAUUACUGUUCCACCAUAACUGUUCCACCAUUACUGUUCCACUAUCACUGUUCCACCAUCACUGUUCCACCAUGACUGUUCCACCAUAACUGUUACACCAUAACUGUUCCACCAUGACUGUUCCACCAUGAGAGUUCCAUAAUGACUGUUCCGCCAUGACUGUUCCACUAUUACUGUUCCACCAUCAGUGUUCCACUAUGACUGUUCCACCAUGACUGUUCCACCAUUAUUGUUCCACCAUGACUAUUCCACUAUGACUGUUCCACCAUGACUGUUCCACUAUUACUGUUCCACCAUAACUGUUCCACCAUGACUGUUCCACUAUUACUGUUCCGCGAUAACUGUUCCACCAUUACUGUUGCACUAUUACUGUUCCACUAUCACUGUUCCACCUUGACUGUUCCACCAUGACUGUUCCACCAUCAGUGUUCCACCAUGACUAUUCCACCAUGACUGUUCCACCAUGACUGUUCCACCAUGACUGUUCCACCAUGACUGUUCCAUUAUUACUGUUCCACCCAGACUGUUGCACCAUAACUGUUCCACCAUGACUGUUCCACUAUUACCGUUCCACUAUUACUGUUCCACCAUAACUGUUCCACUAUUACUGCCCCACCAUGACUCUUCCACUAUUAUUGUUCCACCAUGACUGUUAAACUAUUACUGUUCCACCAUGACUGUUCCACCAUUACUGUUCCACCAUGAUCGUUCCACUAUUACUGUUCCACUAUUACUGUUCCACCAUCACUGUUCCACCAUAACUGUUCCACCAUGACUGUUCCACCAUGACAGUUCCACUAUUACUUUUUAACCAUGACUGUUCCACCAUGACUGUUCCCCCAUAACUGUUCCCCCAUGACUGUUUCACCAUAACUGUUCCCCCAUAACUGUUCCACCAUAACUGUUCCAUAAUGACUGUUCCACCAUAACUUUUCCACCAUGAACUGUUCCAUCAUGACUGUUCCACUAUUACCUUUCCAUGAUGACUUUUCUACCAUGACUGUUCCACUGUCACUGUUGUACCAUUACUGUUCCAUCAUUACCUUCCCACCUUUACUGUUCUAUCAUUACUGUUCCUUUCUUCCAUCAUCACUGUUGCACCAUUAUUGUUGCACCAUUACUGUUCCAUUAUCACUUUUUCACCAUGAUCGCUCCACCAUGACUGUUCCUGAAUCACUGUUCCUCAAUCAAUGUUCCAUCUUUUCUUUUCCAAAGGGGAGGGGAGAGAAGGAAACGUGGACAAGCGUUUCCUCUUUCCCCUUCCCCUCUUUUUUUUUUAUUAUUUAUUUUUCUUUUGCUUUAACUGUCUUACAGUAACUUGGUAGGAAACUCUCGUUACGCCGGCUAUAAAUGAUCCUGAGAGCUCUUUUAUUGUUAUUUAUAGAGCUCCUGUGGCUGUCGGAGUGACGUUAGUUUCUAGUCGCGAUUUACUUGAAGAUGGAAUGCGAGGAAAAGGAGUAAUGAUCUACCAUGUUUAUCAGGAUCUUUUAUGGUUUGUAAGCAUAUGAUUUUCCAACAUUUAGCAUGCGGUGGUUACUGUAGGGUGCAUGUGAUGUGGAUGUUUAUCCACUAAGAAACCCCUCAAGUAGGGUUUAGGCAAAUCGCAUUCAGAAAUUCACUUGUAAGCAGGUUGUUGAAUCAAAUCGCCGUUACUGUAUACUCAGGAGUUGAAAGCGCACGUAAAAUCACAGCGAAAAAUGCAAAAUCACCUUUUUAAGCCACCCUUUUUAUUCUCAGCUCUGAGUUUGUUAGAAUCAGGGGCAUACCUAUGACUUUUUUAUAGAGGGGGGUUACACUAUAACACGCUCAGGGUACGUACCAGAUUGGUAUGUCAACAUCCACGCCAUGCUGCGGAAAAGAUCGAAUAAUGUUGUCUAUAUAAACCAAUGGGUAACUGCUUUAAACUUCAUAAUUUUAGUUACGAGCAGCCUCACUAUGGUCCACUGCAGUUUUUUUGCUAUUGCAAAUGGAGUAUGUACACUUUAACAAUGGAAGAUAUUUAAUUGUUGCAUGUUGAUUCUUCCGGUUUCGCGCAUUUUUAUGCACCUUAAUUAUGAUGCAAUUAUCUCAGAAAGGGGGAGAUUACGGGCACUUCACAUUGCCCCUUGCUUUGCCCCUGCCCCUACCAUCUGAAUCAUAUAGGGGCUUUUCGUAGAGCGUAUUUGACAUAUUCUAAUAGUCUACAUGUAGACAAAUGAGUCAAGUUUAUUUCAUUUUUUCUCGAAGGGCUCACGGCAGCAAACGUCCGCUACCUCAGUUGACAGUUUUAGUUGACGAAGUUAAAACUGAUGACGUGAAGAAUUCAUUGCAAGAACUUUCAUUUGAUGACGCUGAAAGGACAGAACAUAACAAAAGUAGAGGUAAAACUUUUAGACAGAUCCACUCACUGGAAUUCAAAUGUUUUUCGCACUCGCUGUAUCAAACUCAUAAACCCUUUUAAUUGUCACAAAACACGUAUACUGAGUUUAAAGUGACUGCCCAGCCCAAACGUUUCGUCGACAUAUUAUGUAGGUAUCCCGUAAACGUAGAAUUUGGUAUUAAUUGCUUCUGUUGUUGUGUUGACUGGGAAUUUACAGAGGAUGCUUAUAUUUAUGGCUCCACGGACACUGAAGGUGGCUUCAUUGGUGACGAUGUUGAGAAUAAUGAGGCAAAUGCUUCAAAUGUGGCAGGUGACGAAAAUGAACAGACACUCUCUGAAGAAGCCAGUUAUUUGGAUGUAGAAGAAGAGGCAACUGACACACCGAACUCGCUGUUAGGUGAACUAUGAUUUCUUUCAAUUUUUCGUCAACAAACGUUUACCAUUUCAGGAGUUUGCACUUUUCUGAACACAAACUUUACACAGCACAUUUCAUUUUACCAUCAUACAAGAGCUAUUCGAUCUUUGUUUACUACAAUGUUUACACUACUCACAUUUCAAUUCAUUCAUAUUUUGUUUAGUCAAUUGUGACGGAAGCAGUGUUUAUUCAAGUUGGCGGAGGCUGUGUAAGUUUAACGAGUUACGUGCUGUUGUGGAGUUUUUCUUCGUGGAAACUACGUUCAUUUUUGGAAUAAAUCUUCUUCUUGCUGUUCCGACAACCCUGCAUUCAGUUUAGUUUGCAAGCUACCCGUCCUCUUGCAUUUAACCCAUCUUUUUGUUGUUUGUCUCCAUUUCAUCUAUUCUUAUGCCGGCUCUUUUAAGGCCAUGUUGCUUGUUGGAAUUUUACCUCAACAGGACUGAUCGUUUUCAUGGUUUUACUCUUUCACUAUUUGUAGAUAACAUGGAUGAUCUCCUCGAGUAUUGCUUCUUUUGUGCAUUGUUAAGGAUGAAGAAAGUGGAACUUCCGUUAUUGACUAGUACAUUUUUUCGAACCUACCUCCUCCCUUCUUGGUAA